This is a messenger RNA of Alligator sinensis (Chinese alligator), 1966 nucleotides long. RefSeq lists its product as uncharacterized. NCBI's taxonomy places the organism in Eukaryota, Metazoa, Chordata, Crocodylia, Alligatoridae. The coding region runs from base 41 to 787 and encodes 248 amino acids. The record is from RefSeq and is a predicted model, not a curated record. The transcript has 6 exons.
CAGUGUGAGACUAAGGUCUGCCUUGGGACUUUGCAGUAAAAUGGCCCUGUGGGUACGGACUCUAGCCUUCCUCCUGGCUCUUCCAUCCUUCCUGUGUGUGCAAGAUCCAGCACUGUCCAGUCCCAGCAUGCAGAAAGGAGACAGGAGUCCAGCAAAGUGCCGAGUGCCAGAGCUCUGGGACAGCCGGGCUGACUUCACACCAAAACAGCUGUCUUAUAACCCAGGUGAGAUGGUGACAUGGAGCUGCCCCAAGGGCCAUCGGCCCUCACUAGUCAACACCAUUUGCAUGCAAUCGGGGAACUGGAAUCCACCGAGUAUCCACUGUGUUGGGUUCUGUACAGUUUCUGGGAACUUGCCCCCAUCCGUGUCUACAACCUCCAUCCAGGCAGAGUUUCCAAUUGGCCAGAGGGUUUGGGUGACCUGUCGUCCAGAGCAGUUUGAGGAGGGCUCAUUUCCGGUGCAGUGUGUGGACAGAGCCGGGCAUCCUGAGUGGGACAUAAGCCAUGUGAGCUGCAUUGGAAAGCCAGAGUCCAAGCAGGCAGGGAUUAUGCCAUGGGCCGUGGCCAUGGCCGUGGCCAUAGGACUGCUGCUGUCUGCUGGGGCCCUUGUGAUGUGGGUUGUGCUGUCCAGGCGGCACCAGGCUGCAAGAAGCAGCACAGAGCAGGAGCACUAUGAAGAGCUGCAGCCCCAGGGCCCAUUGGACAUCUACAGCCAGAUGCAGACCCCUCUGCCAGCAGUGCCAGGAGUUGCCAGGAGGGGCAUCCCAGACUCCUCCCUGCAGGCCUGAGUCAUGGCCCAGCUGGCCGUGCAAAUUAACCCUGUUCCCUCAGCAAGCCAAGGUGGCAGAGCUUCAGGGACAGCUCCUGAGAUCCCCAGGCAUCGGGGGAUUAACAUAGGCAUCUGGACCAGUUAUGGGACUUGGGGGUGCAGCAAAAUGGGUCCCAUUUGUGCUGCAUGCCCAGAGUCCUCCAACCCUGCACUGUUUUUCCCCUGACACCUCCUCCCUUCAAGGCUGGGCAACCUCAGCCUCAUUCAGCCGCAGAACCUGCUUUACUCCAUCCACUCAGUGGAAUAUCAAGUUUGGGGUGUCUUCAGUCACCUCCUUUCAAUGGGCUCUGCCUCCCCUACAGCCACAACCCAGCACUCCGGGGGAAAAUGUAAACCAUGCAAUACAAGCACCAGUCCCGUCUCAAAGGAGUGACCAGGCUUCAAAUAGAAAGGAAAACACAAAAGAAAGUUUCUAGGGGACUUAGCUUGCUUCCUAUGCAGGUCCCAGGUUCUCUUCCCUGGGAGUGGCUUCCUGAGUCCUCUCACCAUAGUCUGGGUGGGUGAAGAGGCCGCAGACUGGAGUUGUCUGGGGGUGGCAUUGCAUCUCACCAUCCACCCAGAAAGGAAUGCACAUUGGUGAGGUGCAAAUCCCUUUAGUGGGUUCAGCUGGAACCUGUUAUCCCUGGGUGUAAAAGGGCUGAAGUCUAUAGUGUACUUGCAAUUCAGGCAGAAUCCUGUUUGCCAAAUCCUCAGAGAGUUGAGCCUGCACCUAUGAGAGCAGGGUUCCCUCUGCCACCAGAAGAGGAGUCACGGUGGAGCAGUGCCCCAGUAGUGGUGAGACAAGGGCUACCUUGGUCUAGGAGCUGCAUGGGCUCUGCUGGCUACACUGCCCCACCAGCAUUGGACUGAGUGAGAGCUUUAAACAUACUGACUGUGCUGAACUGGUAGCAGUCAGGUGUAGGGUGGACUUCUGUUUGAUUACUAAAAUGUUCAUAAUGCUCUCUGUCAGCCCACCUCCCUUUCUCUUGGCUGAUAACCCUCACAGUCCAGGAUGAUCACUCCCACGGGUUAAGUAAAGAGUUUUUAAAGAAUCUGUUGAUGACUUUGAAAGGCUCACACCCACCAUACUUGCUGAUAGACAUGGCCUAGCAUGUUGGGCUGAGUGGCAGGCCAGUAGGGGGCGCUCCUGUGUUGAGCC